AUGUCUCAACCAUGCGCUAUUUCAACAUGUAAAUGCAGUUCACGAACAUUAUGUUACGGAUGUAAUCAAAAUUUUUGUCGAGAACAUAUGAUUGAACAUGAUUUAUCAUUAAAUUCACAAUUAAAUCCUUUAUCUGAUGAAAUCAAUGCACUUGGCGAACGUUUAAAAUCAAUUAAUCUUGAAAAUGCAAUUGGUGAUUCACAUGAAAAAUUAAAAAAAUGGCGUCUAGAUUGUCAUAAAACAAUUGAUUAUUUUUUCGAACGAAAAUGUCAAGAACUUGAUCGAUGUAUUGCAAAAAAAAUGGAAAAACAACGUGAAGAAAUAAGUCGAAUGCGUAUUAAAAUGUCUGAAUUAAUACAAGAACAAGAAACAACACAUAAGGAUAUUGAUUCAUUAAAAUCAACAUUACGAGAUCUUGAACGUGAAAUGAGUAAAAUUGAACAAACAUCAUUUCAAAUCGAAAUUAAAUCAUUAGUUAUUGAUGAUAGUUUAAUACAUAUUGAAGAUUCAGAUAUAAAUCGUUUUGAUUUAUCAUCAAUAUUACCAUUGUAUAAAACAAUUAAUUAUACCAGAGAAAAUUGGACACCAUUAGCAUGCAAUAAACAUUAUUUAUUAAUACAUCAAGAACCAAAUUUAUGUUUAGUUGACCAAGAUUUAACAAUAAUAAAACAAAAUUCUUGGAUAUAUGGAACAAUUUAUGAUAUGUGUUGGUCAUCAGCAUUAAAUCGUUUUAUUGUUAUUAAUGGCAGUGAUGUUUUUCUUGUUGAUGAAAAUAAUAUGUCUAUUGAAAAUAUUCAAGCCCUUCAAAAACGUAAAUGGUUAUCAUGUACAACAUCUGAAACAUCAUUAUUUUUAUCAACUAAAGUAUGGGGAUCAUCUAUUAUGGAAUUUAGUUUAUUACCAACAAUUGAACUUGUUAAACAAUGGCAAUCACCAGACACAUGUUCACGUGAUGAAGUUAUUAAUGGAAUUGUUUAUAAUAAUGGUAAAAUUGCUAUGAUGAUUAAAAAUUCAUCUGAAAAAACCAUACAUAUUGAAAUGAGAUCAUCAGCUACAUUAGAUAGACUUUGGUCUAUUAGACUUAAUAUUGUAUAUAGUCAAAAUAUUAGAACUCGAUGUUGUUUAUUAACUCAUGAUGAAUGGCUUGUUGUCGAUCGAAAUACUUCACGUCUAUUUCAUAUAUCUAAAGAUGGAAAUGUUAAAUCAACAUGUGCAUAUAAUCCACCACCAUUUUGUGCUACAGUAUUUAAUCAAAAUAUAUUGGCUAUAUCAACAGCACGAGGUGUAAACUUACAUAAACUAUAA
This is a messenger RNA of Rotaria sordida, 1305 nucleotides long. The record is from the annotation of a GenBank genome assembly. NCBI's taxonomy places the organism in Eukaryota, Metazoa, Rotifera, Eurotatoria, Philodinida, Philodinidae.